AUGGGCCGUCCGAAGCGAAACGUCCUCGCUGCUGCGCAAGAGGCGCUGUCACCGCCAGAUGCCCUGGAACCAACCCAAGUCAUCGUGCGCGUCGUGAAGCCCGAGGGAAACAAUCUGUACACCUGCGAGAUGCCAAACAAGAAGCAGGUCAUCCUCGAGCUCGCCCAACGAUUCCGCAACACCAUAUGGAUCAAGCGCGGCGGAUACGUCCUGGCUGAGGGUUAUCCGGUGGGAACUCAGGACAGCAGGGCAAUUGGAGAAAUCAUCAAUGUCGUGCGCGACGAGAAACUCUGGCGAAAGCAGCCGUAUUGGUAU
Messenger RNA from Trichoderma virens Gv29-8, 315 nucleotides. RefSeq lists its product as uncharacterized. The record is from RefSeq and is a predicted model, not a curated record. The transcript has a single exon. The annotation marks the transcript as partial. Gene Ontology annotation, biological process: translational initiation. Gene Ontology annotation, molecular function: RNA binding; translation initiation factor activity. Lineage: Eukaryota; Fungi; Ascomycota; Sordariomycetes; Hypocreales; Hypocreaceae. Gene Ontology annotation, cellular component: nucleus.